CGAUGUGCCGAGCGAUCUUCCUGACUCCUGCCCUUCGACACCAGCACAUCCUUCCCCUUCAUCAUCACAUGAACCGGCUAAUCACGGAAUGGGACCUCCACCUGAACGCGUUACGAAUGAUGAUAAUGAGCUUACCGCCACACUGCGCCCUACCCAAUCACGCCGUCCACCUAAGAUAUCUCGUUUUUUCCCCCAGCCUCUAACCGAUCCGUCCUCUUGUCUCCCCUUUCAGCCCAUCUCCGCUCAGACAUUUGGCCUGGUCCAGGAACAACUUGCCCAGGACCCCUUCCGCCUUCUGAUUGCAACUAUCUUCCUGAACCGCACGCGCGGCCAUGUCGCUCUUCCUGUUCUGUUUCAUGUCUUUGAGUGUUACCCAUCUAUCGCAGCGUUUGCGACUGCCGAUCCGACCGAAUUGACCGAGCUAAUUCGCUGUCUGGGGUUUCAACACCAACGCGCUAAGAAGUGCAUUGCCCUCGCACAGACAUGGCUCGCGUGUCCUCCUGCUCGCGGGUGUCGGUAUCGGAAACUCCACUAUCCGAAUACCAAUGAUGGUCGUGAUGUCCGCCCCGAUGAGUGUCUAGAUGAUGAGGAUGAACGUGUGGGAUGGGAGAUUGCGCAUCUUCCCGGUGUGGGUGCUUAUUCGUUGGAUAGCUGGAGGAUCUUCUGUCGGGACGAGUUGCGGGGAGUUUGUAAAGGGAAGACAACGGUUGCAUCUGAGGAUGGCAGGGAAAGGGGGGAGGGUGCAGCCAAUGAUAGCGAGGAGGAGGCGGAAUUUGUGCCCGAGUGGAAGAAGGUAUUGCCUAAAGACAAAGAGCUACGGGCUUAUUUGACCUGGAUGUGGUUGAAGGAAGGCUAUGUUUGGGAUUGGCUUACGGGGGAGAAGACGGUGGCCGGAGAGAAGGUGAUGAGAGCCGCUCAGAGGGGUGGAAUUGCCAGAGAAGUCAGGGAUGGAAACUGGAUGCUGGAGACAUCACCGAUGAAGAAAGCAGUCAACGGAUUUACCAUGGAUGGUUAGGAGUUUCCGGAAAGACUUGGUUGCAUUUUCCCUUUGCGCCUUGUUGUAUACAGGUAACGAAGCCUUGUCUUGCUUCCCUCAAUAUGACCAUGGGUUGCGUAAGAGCCCUGAAGGCAAUCAGGCAUUCAAUAUGAGAAGAUCGGCGCAGCGUGGGCUUGAAGAAAUGCGUCCACGGCUGACUUCUUUGGCUGUUUUGCCUCCAAUCCAUCAUAUGACCCAAUCAAUAUUCUUUUCUUCCUUUUAUUGAACAAUCAACAAUGGCUUUGUGAGGUAAUCUUUGGCAUACAAGAUAACAA
Aspergillus saccharolyticus JOP 1030-1 is the source of this 1311-nucleotide messenger RNA. RefSeq names its product methyl-CpG-binding domain-containing protein 4. Gene Ontology annotation, molecular function: catalytic activity; DNA binding. Gene Ontology annotation, cellular component: nucleus. The transcript is spliced from 2 exons. Gene Ontology annotation, biological process: base-excision repair. The record is from RefSeq and is a predicted model, not a curated record. NCBI's taxonomy places the organism in Eukaryota, Fungi, Ascomycota, Eurotiomycetes, Eurotiales, Aspergillaceae. Bases 89 to 1015 code for a protein of 308 amino acids.